AUGGACAGAGCCUGGGUCUACCUGGUGACAGGAGGGUGUGGGUUUAUUGGGGAGAAGAUUGUGGAGCUCCUGGCACAGCAAGACUACAUCAAGGAAGUCAGAGUUUUUGAUUCAGUAGCAAGAGAAGAAGUUGAAAGGUUCACCACAGCUACCACUCGAGUGACAGUGAUGAAAGGAGACCUUCGAGACUCCAGCCUGCUCCUUGCUGCCAUGCAGGGGGUCCAUGUGGUUAUCCACACAGCUGCUCUGGUGGACUACAGGAGCACCAAACCCUUCUGGGAAAUGAGAGCUGUCAACGUUGGGGGUACUGAAAAUGUUUUAAGGGCCUGCUGUGCCCUGAGCAUCCCCUAUGUUGUCUACACAAGCUCCAUUGCUGCAGUGGGACCCAACACAUCCUGUGAACCCAUGUUCAGGGGCAAUGAAGACACCAAAUACAGUGGGGAAGUGGAGCUGCCCUAUGGGAAGACGAAGGCCAUGGCAGAAAAACUUGUGUUGGAAGCCAACGGUCAAAAGCUCAGCAACGGUGGCAAGCUCAGCACCUGCAUCAUCCGUGCAAACACAGUGUAUGGGGAGAGAGCAACCUUCCUGCAGGAGCUCUACUGCCGUGCCAAGGCCAACAAUGGUGUCUUGAACUACCUUCAGCCUGAGGACAGCGAGAGGAACAACACCUACGUGGGGAACGUUGCAUGGAUGCAUGUUCUUGCAGCAAGGAACCUGCAGCUGAACCCAGACUUGCUGGCAGGACAAGUGUACUAUUCCUAUGAUGACACUCCAACAAGGAAGGGUUUUCUGAUCCAACACCAGCUGCUGUCCUCUGCAGACCCCUCAGUGAGACUGGGCUCACACAUCCCUUACUGGAAGGUGUGGCUGAUGAUACAAGUGCACAGGAUCAUGAAGCUCAUCCUGUAUCCCUUCUGGAAGCCACAGCCUUCCCUCAGCUUGCCUUUGCUGAACACAAUCGUCACCACCUUCUCCUAUGAGACAGACAAAGCCUCCAGGCACUUUGGCUACAAACCCCUCUUCACCUGGCAAGAGAGCAAGCACAGAACUGUGCAGUGGCUGAAAGCAGUGGCAGGAAACCUGGAAUCCCCCAGGCUCCAUGAGAAGAGGAAGAACUAA
Molecule: messenger RNA, 1119 nt
Organism: Indicator indicator
Lineage: Eukaryota; Metazoa; Chordata; Aves; Piciformes; Indicatoridae
Product: 3 beta-hydroxysteroid dehydrogenase type 7-like
Exons: 6
Coding region: 1-1119 (372 amino acids)
Biological process (GO): steroid biosynthetic process
Molecular function (GO): 3-beta-hydroxy-Delta5-steroid dehydrogenase (NAD+) activity
Source: RefSeq, a predicted model, not a curated record